Carlito syrichta (Philippine tarsier) is the source of this 7723-nucleotide messenger RNA. RefSeq names its product phospholipase C epsilon 1 (gene PLCE1). Bases 347 to 7258 code for a protein of 2303 amino acids. Gene Ontology annotation, molecular function: phosphatidylinositol-4,5-bisphosphate phospholipase C activity; guanyl-nucleotide exchange factor activity. Lineage: Eukaryota; Metazoa; Chordata; Mammalia; Primates; Tarsiidae. The transcript has 32 exons. Gene Ontology annotation, biological process: lipid metabolic process; small GTPase-mediated signal transduction; phosphatidylinositol-mediated signaling. The record is from RefSeq and is a predicted model, not a curated record.
GAAACAUUCAAGCUGGAUUUUAAAAUCAUUUCAGAUCAACGAUGAAACAGAAGUUGCAAAAUGCACUGAAUAGAAGUCUUCAAAACAUUUUGCUUCAAAUAACAGAGGAAAGAAAACUUAUCUAUUGCCUUAAGACCCUUUUGUAGAAAAAAAAAUUUAUGAUAGGAACCUAUAACUGGAAACAUUUAUUUGGCUCUUAAUAACUUGAAUGAAGAAUUGUCACUUUGCUUCUUAGAAAGAUUUGUAUAUCUGAGAUUAUUUAAAUUAUCAGUCACUUUAUAAACAUCCUGACAUGAUCACCAGGGAAGACAAACAGAGAAAUAGUUGAAACUUGUGUUGGUCCAAAAUGACUUCUGAAGAAAUGGCAGCUUCUGUCCUCAUACCCAAGACUCAGAGAAAAGCCGUUUCUGCCCCGUCAGCUGCAGAUGAGAGUAGUGAAAAUGUCUCCGAUAUCAAUAUUCCAAAGGCACAUGCUAUCAGGCAGAGUGGGCAGACCUCUCACAUCAUCUCACAACCGAACAAACUUAAAGAAGAAUCUUCUGGAAGCAACUUGCCCAAGAUUCCCUCAAUAGCAAGCGAGAAAAUCAUGAGUGAUGAGAACAGUAACGAAAAUUCCUGGGGGAAAAGCAUGCCAGACUCUGUGAAAAACCUUAACAUUAACUGCAACAACAUAUUGAGAAACCAUCAGCAUGACCUUCCUCAGAACCAGUUUUAUGAAACGUGCAACUCUGUCGCAGAGGAAGACCUGUGUUUGGAAACUGGAAUUCCUUCUCCCCUGGAAAGAAAGGUGUUCCCUGGAAUUCAACUGGAAAUAGAUGAGCCUCCCCUGGGCAUUAGUCCUUUAGAAAAUCAGUCAACGAUUAUAGAGACUGGCAGAGCACACCCAGACAGCAACAUGGCAGUAUUUCAUUUUCAUUAUGAAGUUGACGAAAGAAUGUCAGACACUUUCUGUGCCCUAUCGGAAAAUGUAAUUUUGGAUGAUUGUGGAAAUUGUGUGCCACUGCCUGAUGUUGGUGGGAAGCGAAAGAAAAACUACGUGGCAUAUACUUGUAAACUGAUGGAGUUGGCUGAAAACUGUGACAAUGAGAAUGGGCAACUGCAGUGUGAUCACUGUGACACUCUGAAUGAGAAAUAUGUGUGCUUUGAAGGCUCUUGCAGGAAGCUCGACAUGGUAUGUUCAAGCGGUAGCUUUUGCAGGGAAGAUUUUACUGAUAGUCCACCUGCCAAAACCUUUUUGAGCCAUUUUGAGGACAUCCCUGAUAAUUGUGACGAUUUAGAAGAAGACUCUUUUAAAAGCAAAAAGGAGAGGUCCACUUUGUUAGUCAGGAGAUUUUGUAAAAAUGACAGGGAAAUUAAGAAAUCUGUGUAUACUGGGACAAGAGCCAUUGUGAGGACUCUGCCUUCUGGCCACAUUGGGCUGGUUGCUUGGAGUUACAUUGAUCAGAAGAAAAAUGGUCUCUUACUGCCUUGGAGGAGAGUAAUGGACCCUCUGUCGGUGGUGGAGAUAAGGCAAGGAGUGAGCCGGUGUCCCUCAGAGGCCCAGUGGUAUCUGACCUACAAUGCAGUGAGAAGAGGAGAAGGAACCGAAGAUACGGUGGGAUCUCUACUCCAUUUCUUCACAAAGCUCUCUGCUGCCGAGACCGCCCAUGGAAGGAUUAGCAGGGGCCCGCAUGUAAAGCGAUGUGUCCACGAUUCUGUGUGUGAGUAUCGUGCCACCCUCCAAAGGACUUCCGUGUCUCAGUACAUCACCGGUUCUCUCCUCGAAGCAACCACGUCGUUAGGAGCAAGAAGUGGCCUUCUCAACACUCUUGGAGGAUCUGCUGGACGAAUGAUGCUGAAAGAACGCCAGCCGGGCCCCUCUAUGGCCAAUUCCAAUGCCCUCCCUUCAAGUUCAGCUGGGAUCAGUAAGGAACUGAUUGAUUUGCAGCCCCUCAUCCAGUUCCCAGAGGAAGUCGCCAGCAUCCUGAUGGAGCAGGAGCAGAAUAUUUACCGAAGAGUCCUGCCAGUCGACUACCUUUGCUUCUUAACCCGGGACUUGGGCACUCCAGAAUGCCAGAGGACCCUGCCCUGCCUCAAAGCAUCCAUCUCAGCAUCCAUCCUUGCCUCCCAGAAAGGAGAGCACAAUGCCCUGGAAGAUCUCGUGAUAAGAUUUAACGAGGUGAGCUCCUGGGUGACGUGGCUGAUCCUCACGGCGGGCUCCAUGGAGGAGAAGCGGGAAGUCUUCUCAUAUUUGGUGCACGUGGCCAAAUGCUGCUGGAACAUGGGCAACUACAACACCGUCAUGGAGUUCUUGGCCGGCCUCAGGUCAAGAAAAGUCUUAAAGAUGUGGCAGUUUAUGGACCAGUCUGACAUCGAGACCAUGAGGAGCCUGAAGGACGCGAUGGCCCAGCAUGAGUCGUCCUGCGAGUACAGGAAGGUGGUGACGCGGGCCCUGCACAUCCCUGGCUGCAAGGUGGUUCCCUUCUGCGGGGUCUUUCUGAAGGAGCUCUGCGAAGCGCUUGACGGCGCCUCGGGCCUCAUGAAAAUCUGCCCACGAUACAAUGCCCAAGAAGAGACGUUAGAGUUUGUAGCAGAUUACAGCGGACAAGAUCAUUUCUUACAACGCGUGGGACAAAACGGCUUGAAGAAUUCGGAGAAGGAGUCCACUGUCAACAGCAUUUUUCAGGUCAUCAGGAGCUGCAGCCGAAGUCUGGAGACCGAAGGGGAGGAUAAGCCCAGUGAGGAAGACAGCUCCAGGAAAAGUUCCCUGAAGGAUAGAACCCGAUGGCAGUUUAUCAUUGGAGAUUUGUUGGAUUCAGAAAACGACAUCUUUGAGCAGUCCAAAGAAUAUGACUCCCACGCGUCAGAGGACUCACAGAAGGCCUUCAACCACGGGACCGAGCUCAUCCCUUGGUAUGUGCUGUCCAUCCAAGCCGAUGUGCACCAGUUCCUGCUGCAGGGCGCCACGGUCAUCCACUAUGACCAGGACACGCACCUGUCUGCCCGCUGCUUCCUCCAGCUUCAGCCAGACAAUAGCACCUUGACCUGGACGAAGCCCACCACGGCCACCCCAGCUGGCGCUAAAGCCAAACUUGGUGCGCUAAGUAACUCAGCCGAGCCUGGAAAAUUCCCAUUACUGGGCAACGCUGGACUGAGUGGCCUGGUGGAAGGGGUCUUGGAUCUGUUUUCAGUGAAGGCUGUGUACAUGGGACACCCUGGCAUUGAUAUACACACUGUGUGUGUUCAGAACAAACUGGGCAGCAUGUUUCUGUCAGAGACUGGUGUGACACUGCUCUACGGGCUUCAGACCACGGACAACAGAUUAUUGCACUUCGUGGCACCAAAGCACACAGCUAAAAUGCUCUUCAGCGGGUUGUUGGAACUCACUAGAGCUGUGAGAAAGAUGAGGAGGUUCCCUGACCAAAGACAGCAGUGGCUGCGGAAACAGUAUGUCAGCCUCUAUCAGGAGGAUGGACGGUACGAAGGUCCCACACUGGCUCACGCUGUGGAGUUGUUUGGUGGCCGACGAUGGAGCACUCGGAACCCCAGCCCGGGGACAUCAGCAAAGAACGCUGAGAAGCCCAGUAUGCAGAGAAACAAUACCCUGGGCAUAAGCACCACCAAGAAAAAGAAGAAAAUCCUCAUGAGGGGCGAGAGUGGAGAGGCGACCGACGAUGAGAUGGCCACCCGGAAGGCCAAGAUGCAGAGGGAGUGUCGAAGCCGGAGCGGUUCUGACCCUCAAGACGUCAACGAGCAGGAGGAAUCGGAGGCGAAUGCCAUCGCCAGCCCUCCCAACCCCCUUCCUUCCAGAAGAGCCCACUCUCUGACCACGGCGGGGUCCCCCAACUUGGCUGCCGGGACAUCAUCUCCCAUCAGGCCAGUGUCCUCCCCUGUGGUGCCUUCUUCAAACAAGAGUCCAUCCAGUGCGUGGAGCAGCAGCAGUUGGCACGGGCGGAUCAAGGGCGGCAUGAAGGGGUUUCAGAGCUUCAUGGUCUCCGACAGCAACAUGAGCUUUGUCGAAUUCGUGGAGCUGUUCAAGUCGUUCAGUGUGAGAAGCCGCAAGGACCUGAAGGAUCUCUUCGACGUCUACGCGGUGCCCUGCAACCGGUCCGGCUCGGAGUCGGCUCCUCUCUACACCAACCUGACCAUCGAUGAAAACACCAGUGACCUUCAACCCGACCUAGAUUUGUUGACCAGAAACGUCUCGGAUUUGGGGCUGUUCAUUAAGAGUAAGCAGCAGCUCUCGGACAACCAGAGGCAGAUAUCUGACGCCAUCGCUGCGGCAAGCAUCGUGACAAAUGGCACAGGAAUCGAGAGCACAUCUCUGGGGAUAUUCGGGGUUGGCAUACUCCAGCUCAACGACUUCCUCGUGAAUUGCCAGGGCGAGCACUGCACCUAUGAUGAAAUCCUCAGCAUCAUCCAGAAGUUCGAGCCUAGCAUCAGCAUGUGUCAUCAGGGCCUAAUGUCAUUUGAAGGAUUUGCAAGGUUUCUGAUGGACAAAGAUAAUUUCGCCUCGAAAAAUGAUGAGUCCCAGGAGAACAUCAAAGAACUGCAGUCACCCCUCUCCUACUAUUUCAUUGAGUCUUCACAUAAUACCUACCUCACGGGCCACCAGCUCAAGGGAGAAUCCUCGGUAGAACUCUACAGCCAGGUCCUCCUGCAAGGCUGCCGGAGUGUGGAGCUGGACUGCUGGGAUGGAGAUGACGGGAUGCCCAUCAUUUAUCACGGACAUACGCUGACAACCAAGAUCCCCUUCAAGGAAGUCGUUGAAGCCAUUGAUCGCAGUGCCUUCAUCAACUCUGACCUGCCAAUCAUCAUAUCCAUCGAGAACCACUGUUCAUUGCCUCAACAACGAAAAAUGGCGGAAAUUUUCAAGACUGUGUUUGGAGAAAAACUGGUGGCCAAAUUCUUAUUUGAGACUGAUUUCUCAGAUGAUCCAAUGCUUCCCUCUCCUGACCAACUUAGGAGGAAAGUACUUCUUAAAAACAAGAAGCUAAAAGCCCACCAGACGCCUGUGGAUAUCUUAAAGCAAAAGGCUCACCAGUUAGCGUUUAUGCAGGCGCAGGCUUAUAACGGCGGGAAUACCAACCCCCCACCUGCAAGUAACGAGGAAGAAGAAGAGGAAGAGGAUGAAUAUGAUUAUGACUAUGAAUCCCUUUCUGAUGACAACAUUCUGGAAGACAGACCUGAAAACAAGUCAUGCAAUGACAAGCUUCAGUUUGAGUACAAUGAAGAACUCCCUAAGAGGAUAAAGAAAGCCGAUCACUCCGCUUGCAACAAAGGAAAGGUUUAUGACAUGGAACUGGGAGAAGAAUUUUAUCUUCCUCAGAACAAAAAGGAAAGCAGACAGAUUGCACCAGAGCUCUCUGACCUUGUCAUCUAUUGCCAAGCAGUAAAAUUCCCAGGCCUGUCAACCCUAAAUGCAUCUGGCUCUAGCAGAGGAAAAGAAAGGAAAAGCAGGAAGUCCAUUUUUGGCAACAAUCCGGGCAGAAUGAGCCCAGGGGAGACAGCAUCGUUUAACAAAACAUCUGGAAAAAGUUCCUGGGAAGGCACUCGACCGGCCUGGGAAGAAGUUCCUUCCCCCCUGAACCCAACCACGUCCCUCAGCGCUAUCAUUAGAACCCCCAAGUGUUACCAUAUCUCGUCGCUGAACGAAAACGCCGCCAAACGUCUGUGUCGCAGGUAUUCCCAGAAACUGAUCCGGCACACGGCCUGCCAGCUGCUGAGAACCUACCCGGCCGCCACCCGCAUCGACUCCUCCAACCCGAACCCCCUCAUCUUCUGGCUCCAUGGGAUACAGCUCGUGGCACUCAACUACCAGACCGACGACCUCCCUUUACAUUUAAAUGCUGCCAUGUUCGAGGCAAAUGGUGGCUGUGGUUACGUGUUGAAGCCCCCAGUUCUGUGGGACAAGAACUGUCCCAUGUAUCAGAAGUUUUCUCCACUGGAAAGAGACCUGGACACCAUGGACCCUGCAGUCUACUCUUUAACUAUUGUCUCUGGUCAAAACGUGUGUCCCAGCAACAGCACAGGAAGCCCAUGCAUCGAGGUCGACGUCCUGGGCAUGCCCCUGGACAGCUGCCACUUCCGCACGAAGCCCAUCCACCGAAACACCCUGAACCCCAUGUGGAACGAGCAGUUUCUCUUCCGGGUUCAUUUUGAAGAUCUUGUAUUCCUUCGAUUUGCGGUUGUGGAAAACAACAGUUCAGCGGUCACUGCCCAGAGAAUCAUUCCACUCAAGGCUUUAAAACGAGGAUAUCGACAUCUUCAACUGCGAAACCUCCACAAUGAAGUCUUGGAAAUCUCUAGUUUAUUCAUUAACAGCAGAAGGAUGGAAGAAAACCCCUCUGGCAGUACCAUGCCAGCCUCUUUGAUGUUUAACACAGAAGAAAAGAAAUCUUUGCAGACGCACAGAGUCACGGUGCACGGGGCCCCCGGUCCAGAACCCUUCACUGUUUUCACUGUUAGUGGAGGCACCAAGGCAAAGCAGCUUCUCCAGCAAAUUCUGAUGACCGAACAAGACACCACACCCACUCCCUCAGACUAUUUUCUAAUGGAGGAAAAGUAUUUUAUAUCUAAAGAAAAGAAUGAAUGCAGGAAACAACCGUUCCAGAGAGUCAUUGGUCCGGAAGAAGAGAUCAUGCAGAUUUUAAGCAGCUGGUUUCCAGAAGAGGGUUACGUGGGCCGGAUUGUCUUAAAAACCCAGCAGGAAAACCUAGAAGAGAAGACAAUUGUUCAAGAUGACAAAGAGGUGAUCUUGAGCUCAGAGGAAGAGAGUUUCUUCGUCCAAGUGCAUGAUGUUUCCCCAGAGCAACCUCGAACCGUCAUCAAAGCACCUCGCGUCAGCACGGCCCAGGACGUCAUUCAGCAGACUUUAUGCAAAGCCAAAUAUUCCUACAGUAUCCUAAGCAACCCCAACCCAAGCGACUACGUGCUUUUGGAAGAGGUGGUGAAAGACACAACCAACAGGAAGUCCUCUACCCAGAAGUCCUCGCAGCGGGUCCUUCUGGAUCAGGAGUGUGUAUUUCAAGCCCAAAGCAAGUGGAAAGGUGCAGGAAAAUUCAUCCUCAAGCUAAAGGAGCAGGUGCAGGCAUCCCGAGAAGAUAAGAAAAAAGGCAUAUCUUUUGCAAGUGAACUCAAGAAGCUCACCAAGUCAACCAAACAGGCCCGAGGACUCACGUCACCUUCUCAACUCCUGGCGUCAGAAAGUGUCCAAAACAAGGAGGAGAAGCCUGUAGGUGGCUUGUCACCCAGUGACCCCGUGGAUUAUCGACAGUGACCAGCAUGUUUUACUCAGGUGGAGAUGUUUUGGCAAAAUGUUAGUCAAGAGUGACCAUGGUGGAAAAAAAUAUAAUGUACUUCUUUUUAUUAGACUUAAACUGGAAAUUGAUGAUUUCUGAACUGAAGCCUUCUUCACACGUGAGGUCCAUGCUGAGGACAAGUAAAAUGGCACAGGGCUAGUAGCUACCGAUUUACAGAUGAAGAAGCCAAGAAGCCUGGCAGACUGCCGUGUUACAAAUGUCAGCGGUUGGGAAAACCAUCGCUAAGCUGGCAAUAACUGACAUGGAAUGAGGGUCAGCACACUUUGUCUGUGAAGAGCCAGACAGUAAACAUGUUAGGGUUGGGCCCUAUGGCCUGUUGCAGCCACCCAACUCUGCUGUCAUUGUGCAGAAGCAGCCAUGACAACACAUAUAUGAGUGAAUGUGGCUGUAUUCCAAUAAAACUUUAUUUAUGGACACCGAAA